GCCGGUCCUGGGCAGCCGCUCAGCCCCCCACCCCCCCGCCGCCCUCCGCCUGCCUGGGCCGUGCCGAGGAUGCGGCGCAGCGCCUCGGCGGCCAGGCUCGCUUCCCUCCAGCCCGCUUGCUAACUUCCCCGGUUCCGUCCCUGUCCGCCAGCUGGGCCGCUAGUCUCCCAGCGCCCUCCGGGUCGGGUCCUCUAGGCGCGGCGGGCGCUGCCGCCCUGUGCCCUCUGUUGCCCGCGAGCGCGCCAGAGCUGCCCGCUCGCGCUCCCGGUCCCGCGCUCGCGCCCCAUCCUCGCGCGGUCAUGCUGCCCCUCUGCCUCGUGGCCGCUCUGUUGCUGGCCGCCGGGCCCCGGCCGAGCCUGGGCGACGAAGCCAUCCACUGCCCGCCCUGCUCCGAGGAGAAGCUGGCGCGCUGCCGCCCCCCCGUGGGCUGCGAGGAGCUGGUGCGGGAGCCGGGCUGCGGCUGUUGCGCCACUUGCGCCCUGGGCUUGGGGAUGCCCUGCGGGGUGUAUACCCCACGUUGCGGCUCGGGCCUGCGCUGCUACCCGCCCCGGGGGGUGGAGAAGCCCCUGCACACGCUCAUGCACGGGCAAGGCGUGUGCAUGGAACUGGCGGAGAUCGAGGCCAUCCAGGACAGCCUGCAGCCUUCUGACAAGGAUGAGGGUGACCACCCCAACAACAGCUUCAGCCCCUGCAGCGCCCAUGACCGCAGGUGCCUGCAGAAGCACUUUGCCAAAAUGCGAGACCGGAGCACCAGCGGCGGCAAGAUGAAGGUCAUCGGGGCACCCCGGGAGGAUACCCGGCCUGUGCCCCAGGGUUCCUGCCAGAGCGAGCUGCACCGGGCCCUGGAGCGGCUGGCCGCCUCGCAGAGCCGCACCCAUGAGGACCUCUACAUCAUCCCCAUCCCCAACUGCGAUCGCAACGGCAACUUCCACCCCAAGCAGUGUCACCCAGCCCUGGAUGGGCAGCGGGGCAAGUGCUGGUGUGUAGACCGGAAGACGGGGGUGAAGCUUCCAGGAGGUCUGGAGCCGAAGGGGGAGCUGGACUGCCACCAACUGGCUGACAGCUUCCGAGAGUGAGCCCUGCCAGCAAGCAGGGGGCUCAGUGUCCCCUGCCACUUCCAUCCUCCGGAGGCUGCAGAGCUGACCUGGAGUGGAGUCUGGGUCUGAGUCCUGGCUCUGCCUCUGGCCCAGAAGUUUCCUUGGGGUGUGUGUGUGUAUGUAUAUGUAUGUGUGUUUAUGGGCAGGGGUAUGCCCUUGUGGUGAGCUGGAGCCUGGGGUAUCCUCUUGGAGCUGAGAUAGACCAAGAGGUCUGAGAGGGGCACUGGGGAGCCCUGGUAUGUUUCCAAAUUGAUUCUGGAUUCAUUCAUUCAUCCAUUCAUCCAGCCAUCUAAAAACAUUUACCGACCACAUAGUAUGUGCCAACUCUACUUUUCAGCCUUGGGAACUCUUAUUCUGACUUCCCCUGAUUUUGGCAUGUGGGGACACUCCUAUAAGGUGAGCUCAAGCCUGUGGGAGAAGAAAAGCUUCAUUCCCAGAGUCAGAGGAGAAGAGAGAGUUAUACCUUGGGCAUUGUUCCUCCCUCAAUCUAGUCAGAGGGCAGGGGUAGCCCAGGGAGAGUGUGGGGUGGCAGAAGCCUCAAUGAUUGUGAUACAGAUCAAUGCCAAAGUGAGGCUUGCUGGGCUCCCCUCCUGUUUUUCCCUGUGUCCUUUUGUGGGGAUGGACCUGUAUAGACAAGCUCACCUUUGGGUCCAGGUGUCGUGUCAUCUGUUUGAUAGCCUGGCACCUGAGACCCUGCUGUGGAGAAGGGAAGAAGGUCAAAAGAAGGCCUAUAGGACAAAGGCCGGGGAGGUGAGGCUGGUUUCUUUGAGCAGUCAGGGUGGGAAGAAAGAAUGCAAGGUUGGAUUGAAUGUGCCCUAUGGAGAGGAGGACCCAUAUUGCUGGGGGGUGAGGGAGUUUGCCUGGGGUCCUCUUCCAUACCCCAUUUGUGGUCAUAGCCAUGAUGUCGCCAGGAUGGCCCCAUCCUCCCAGUGGCUCACAGCCUCCCUCCCCAUAUCUCCUUCCCCUACUCUGCCCUCUCCACACCUCCCUAUUCCUCUGGGCAUUUUGUGGCUUGACUGGAUGGAAGGAGACUUAAAGACCUACCGGUUGGCCAUGAUGUCAUUUCUUUUUUUUUUUUUUAAACAAAACAACAAAACCAAAAAAUAUCCUGUUAA
Messenger RNA from Otolemur garnettii (small-eared galago), 2212 nucleotides. RefSeq names its product insulin like growth factor binding protein 4 (gene IGFBP4). Lineage: Eukaryota; Metazoa; Chordata; Mammalia; Primates; Galagidae. Gene Ontology annotation, cellular component: extracellular region. The transcript has 4 exons. Bases 300 to 1076 code for a protein of 258 amino acids. Gene Ontology annotation, molecular function: insulin-like growth factor I binding; insulin-like growth factor II binding. The record is from RefSeq and is a predicted model, not a curated record. Gene Ontology annotation, biological process: regulation of insulin-like growth factor receptor signaling pathway.